GACAAAAAAUGGAACACACCAGCAGUGUGAGGAGACCUGAAAGUGGCACAUGGCAUGGCAGAGUGUGGCGAUGGAGACAGCAGCAAUGGGAGGCCGUACAGGGACCCAUGAGAGACUCUGGACCUGGCAGCAGCAUGAGGAGGCGGUAUAGGGGCCCAUGGCAGAUUAGGGGCCUGGCAGCAGCUAUGGGAGGCCCGUAAUCUGCCAGCACCCUAUGACAAAAAAUGGAACACACCAGCAGUGUGUGAGGAGACCUGAAAGUGGCACAUGGCAGAGUGUGGCGAUGGAGACAAC
Molecule: messenger RNA, 294 nt
Organism: Staurois parvus
Lineage: Eukaryota; Metazoa; Chordata; Amphibia; Anura; Ranidae
Source: the annotation of a GenBank genome assembly